UGCCAGACCCGAUGACACAGUCGUGAUUUUACUUUUUGGUGAAGUUUUCUAUUUUUAAAAACAAUUUUUUUAUCAGGUUUGGAAACAACAGAUCUGCAGAUUUCACCGGAGUUUCCCGCAGUUUUGCAUAAAUUUCACCUGCAUGCGUCAGAGCGCAGACUCCUCUCAUCCCUGCGUGUAAAAACAGCGACACACACACACACACACACACACACCAGGAGGAGUGCGCCUGUUCGCUGCUCUCUGCCACACUUCUCUUACUUUCAGAGGGGAGGCUGCAAACAUCCACACCGCCCGUUUCUUCUUACCUUAACGUGCGUAAUCAUUUUGGCUUCAUUCCGCAUCUGGACCGCCGCAGAGUUCAGGCUUCCGCCGCAGCGCAGCGCAGAGAGCAAGUGAUCAGACCCCCAGUUUGGUGAGUGAAGAUGAUUCCUGUGCUGAUCUGUGCUUUGAUCUCACUGAGUGUAGCAGACAGCAACUUAGACACCCUGUACCCUGAACUGGAGCACUCAAGAACCAUCUAUGUCAUAGAGAAUGGCCCUCAACUCUCAGUGGCAGCAGAUCAAUCAAAGGUGGUGUCGAGGCGGGGGGGAAACGCCACUUUACCAUGCAAGAUCCAAAGGGACCAAUCACUGGCGCCCAGUCGGAAGAUGAGGAUCAAGUGGACCAAGCUGACCUCAGACUACCUAAAAGAGGUGGAUGUUUUUGUUUCCAUGGAUUAUCACAAAAGGAGUUAUGGCAGUUUCCAUGGACGUGUCCACCUACAAGGCUCCUCUCCCAUGGAUGCCUCUCUGGUCAUCACAGAAAUCACCCUGGAGGAUUAUGGGAGAUAUAAAUGUGAAGUUAUUGAUGGGCUGGAAGACGGAACAGUAGUGGUGUCCCUUGACCUUGAAGGUGUUAUCUUCCCCUACUUCCCGCGCCUGGGUCGCUACAACCUCAAUUUCUACAACGCUGAGCGGGCAUGUCGUGACCAGGAUGCCAUCGUAGCGUCCUUUGACCAGCUGUAUGAUGCGUGGCGAGGAGGGAUGGACUGGUGCAACGCUGGCUGGCUGAGUGACGGCACGGUCCAGUAUCCCAUCACCACCCCCAGGGAACCCUGCGGAGGCAAGAACACAGUGCCGGGCGUUCGCAACUAUGGCCUGAGAGACAAAGACAAGAACCAAUACGACGUGUUCUGCUUCACUUCCCACUACAAAGGUCGGUUCUACUACCUGAUCCACCCGUCUAAGUUAACCUACGACGAGGCGGUCAGGGCGUGUCAAAAAGACGGUGCUCAAAUCGCCAAGGUCGGUCAGAUGUACGCCGCCUGGAAGCUGCUGGGCUACGACCGCUGCGACGCCGGCUGGUUGGCUGACGGCAGCGUCCGUUAUCCCAUCUCCCGCCCCCGCCGGCGCUGCAGUCCCACAGAGGCUGCCGUGAGGUUCAGCGGCUUCCCCGACAAAAAGCACAAGCUGUACGGAGUGUACUGCUUCAAGGGCCACAACUGAGCUGCAAACACACACACACACACACACACACACAUAAGCAUGCACACACACACACACACACACACACAUUCCUACACUAGUGAAGUGAAAAAGAGACAGAGGAACAAACACAUUCAAACUGUGAUGCUUCAUUUCAAGGAAACCUUAAGACAUUAUUGUCAGACAGAGUCAUGUUGUUGCUUUGUAAUCUGGGACCUGAUACUCUACGAGGGAUAGUUUACACAUAUUUAAGGUUCAUAUUAUUUAAUCAAUGCCUUUGAAGGGGGUGGGUGGGUUGUUGUUGUUGUGGGGGGUGAGGGUUGGAGGAUAUCACAGCUACGGCCAUACUGUCAUUCAAGAAUGGACUAGGCAUGUCAUAUAACAAGGAACGACACGCCUGAACUGAGAACAGUUUCACAGCAGAACGACUCGUGGUCGGACGGACACUUUGGGCACUUAUCUUGUUUUGUUCAAGACCUGGAACAACAACAAAGCCAUGAAACACAGCUGAAAACACACGAAAAGAAAGAAAGUUUAAAUCCUGCGAUGCCUGUCAGGUAGGAAUAUCAGCCUAGCACAACUAAACCGAUCUUUGCUGUCCAUAUUUAACAAGGUGCUAUGACUGGUACUUUGUACUUCAUCUUACCGUCCAGUAUUUUAUGUUUUUAUACAAAUGUGUUGGACCAAACAUCAGUCUUAUCACCAAAAUGAAUAAGGAAAAGGAGCAUCCAACUGUUAGCAUUGUUUAUGUUUUCUAAGUAGAAUGUUAUUAUCUAGAAAUGUAUUUCUGUUUAUUACUAUUUUUUGAUAUACUAUAGAAAUAUUUACAUUAUUAUUUUUUGUCUUUUUGGCCAAACUAUCCAAGUCUCUUUGGUUUACAUAAAACAUAAGAACAGUGGAAAAAAUAAUACAGAACUCCACAAUACUAAAAAAAAGGUAUGAAUUUUGCACUGAAUAUAAAGAAGAUGUCUAAAGGAGGAGCAGACGAGGCAAACGGUAGUUCGCCCUAUGCAGCAAUAGAAAAUGCCUGGCACAAGCUCAGUUUUACAGUGAAGUAGACCUUUGUGGCUGUAUCUCUGUGUUUGGCUUGAUCUUAGACUUCAGAGCAUGACUUAGCUUCUACAAGCACACAGCGAAGCAGCUGGCAGUGUAGAUCUACGCCCACUAUCUAUCUAGCGCCUUGAUAAACUGCUGUUUUUGAUACAAAUACCGUAGUUUCUUAAAGUGGAUGAGCAGAGCCAAGGCUCCAUGAAUCUGUCUCACGUGGUUCCCCUACGCAGACCUUUCAGGAGACGUCAUUCUGCUGUUAUCCAGCAGUGGGUUGAUUCUUUAAACGUAUUUUUGUGAUCCCACAGGUGUCUGCUGUCUGCCCGGAAGGAUAAAAUCUUUGCCUGGGUCUAAACCAACAUUUAAAUCCACAGACUUUCCCACUCCUCCGCUCUACUCUUCUAUGCUAGCUAUGGCGGGCUAUGGUAGUGGCCAGUGCAGUGUGGAAAUAUUGGAUUCAAAAGUUUGGUUUUGCAAACAUUUGGUCAGUGUUAAUUUCUGCAACCUUUUUUCUGUAACAGGAAGCAAGACAUACUAAAUAAAAAGUAAGCUUUGAAAACAAAAACUAUGAUGAAAGGUAUUACAAUUGUUGUCAAAGAAUAAAAUCUAAACAAUAAUUAGAAAUACGGAUGAAUGGACAUUAAUUCGUGUUUUAGUGCAGUCUCACCGGCCGCUCAAAUUGUGUUAGCUGCUUGACCUGUUGCACUAAAAAGCAGCAUCUUUCAUGCCAGUAACGUUAUUUCUCUGACAGUGAUGUUAGCUAACAGAUUCAUGGACCAAUUCAUCUACGAUCCCAUGAGUGCAGGAUUAAUGUCAAACAUCUAAAUCUUCCUCCAGAUGUUCACUAAAGGAAAAAUAAGUUGAUAUUAUCUGACAUUUUAGCUGCUUCUCUAAAGCUACUGUAGAUGAGUGAGUUGGAGAAUGACAACUGUAUUCCAAUGGCGAGUGAGUCUGUUGCAUAACUGCAGAGAGAAACAGUGUGUGUGUCACAGUCUGCUAUCAAAGAUGGCGGUAGACAAGAACAGCUCUAACCAUGGUAACUACAUAUCAAAGAUGGCGACAGUGAGCGGUUUGCACAAAUGUGACCACUGGAUCGUUUGUGUUUAUUCGCCCCAAACAGCCAAUGUAAAAACUGUACAGACGUUAGCUGUAAACUAGCUAGCAAUGGGUGCACCGAACGUAUCCGUGGGAGUGUGUUCAGCUCAGCCUCUGACUGAGCUCAGAACUCAGCAGAAACUCCGGUUCUUUCUGUUAUUUCCCUCCAGUCUCUCUGCUUUUUCCUCUCGUCUCUGUUCCUUUACGUAGCAGAUUCAUAAAGACCCGGGAUUUGCGCAAAUUCUUUGCUCAAGUUGAAACUUUUUAAGCUGGCGUAGACGUGUCUUUGUGUCAAUUUGUGCCGCCUGGGAGAAUUUGCAUCUUGUCGCAUCUUUCCGUUGACUUUGUAUGCAAUCGCGUCACCUCUAAGAUUUGUCUGAACACAGUCAGAAAGACAUAAAAAUGAAGAAGGGGUGACGAAAGUGAGACUAAAAUGCCACUGAUGAAAUUAUGACUAAAAUAGUUUUUUGUUGACUAAAACUUAGACUAAACCAAAAUCAGGUGCCAAAUUUAACACUGCCUUUGAUGAGACAGUAGACAUCUGUGAGAUCACGAAAAUGCCACUUCUGGAUAACGCUUAACACAUAACACAUUGAUUUUCCUCUUAAGGUUUGGGUACAGAGUGCUGAGGUCACAAAUGGGACUAAGCCAGGCCCUGAGCGAGCAUGGUUUUCUUGGCAGCAACUGGCUCCCUGAUUGCUAUUUAAGCUCUGCAAGACUCAGCUCUGAACCGGCUGACCCGCCUCAGACCCGGCGGGCCUGCAGCCAACCUGCACCAGCCUCCUGAAUGAGACAGAAAUACAAUACAUUCAAAAUACCAAUAAUUCCUGCAUGGUGGCACGAAGGGCUUCUUCCAUGUAAGGGUAUUACAGAGUAAAUGGUGCACAUCGAUCAAGUGUAAGCUCACUGCAAACAGUCCCAGCUGGCCCGGACACUGGUUUAGGUCAUCCACUGGAGCCUGGUACAGGGUUAGCUUUACUUGGCUCCACCUUUGACAAGCCACUGAACAAUCAGAGUCCUGCUACAUUUAUCACUGAAGAACUGCAGGACAGACUCGUAGAAACAGCUUUCUGUAAUGAUUAGCCAUAGACAAUGUGGGAAAUAAAAUGGUGAUUUUACAGAACAACAGCUGUGAAGUAAACGCUUACUGAAGAGUCUUCUGCAGCGUUGCAAAAACUAAAAGAUUUGUUCCUAUUAACUUGUAUUAUUUUCAGUCAUUGUAAACAAUUUGCAAACAAUGUUAAGUGUCCGUUUGUUAAAGGAAUAGUGUGACAUUUUGGGGAGUGCAACCUUUCAGAAAGACUUGAGGAAGUCACUGCUCCCGGCCGAGUCGUAAGCUCGUAACUCCCCGUUUUCCAUUUCUGUUUGUGUACGGAUUAAAGAAAUAAGAUAUAAAGUGUUAAUUAGUAAAAUUUAGAGGUGCAGAUUGACUUCACUCUCAUAUCUGUGUUAAAGGCUACAGCCAGCAGCCGGUUAGUUUAGCUUAGCAAAAAGGACUGGAAACAGGGGGAAACUGCUAGCCUAGCUCUGUCCAAUGGUAACAACAUCCACAGCAGCUCUAAAGCUCACUAAUUCAUUUGGUUGUUGUACGGAUUAAACAAACGGAAUAUAACUUGUUAAUUAGUGAUCUUUAGAGGUGCUGCCAGGUGUGUUUUUUACCUUUGGACAGAGCUAGGCUAGCUGUUUCCUUCUGCUUCACAUUUAGUGUAUAGAUAUGAGACGUAUGGAGCUUCUCAUCUAACUCUCAAAGCGAUUAAGCCUAUUUCCCAAAAUGUCAAACUAUUCCUUAAUGUAAUAUAUAUAUAUAUAUAUGUUCCUUAAAAGAUUUAAAGAAACCUCAAAUCUGUUGCCUUUUAUUUUGGGUAUAAUCUGACCAACUUUGCUGAUCAGGAGCCUUGUUAAUAACCGCAGCAUACAAGGAAACCUUAGGGACCCAAAGACAAAAGGACAAUAAAACAGUACAUAAACCACGA
Siniperca chuatsi (mandarin fish) is the source of this 5581-nucleotide messenger RNA. Its product is annotated as hyaluronan and proteoglycan link protein 1-like. Bases 426 to 1487 code for a protein of 353 amino acids. Gene Ontology annotation, molecular function: hyaluronic acid binding. Gene Ontology annotation, biological process: cell adhesion. Lineage: Eukaryota; Metazoa; Chordata; Actinopteri; Centrarchiformes; Sinipercidae. The record is from RefSeq and is a predicted model, not a curated record. The transcript is spliced from 6 exons.